CCAACAUACACGUGCAUUCGUAUUUUGGGUGAAUUUCUUAUGAAAUAUAAUGGCAAAGGCUACAGAAACGGCCAAUUCGGGUGGGGUAUUAAACAUUCCUAGAGGACGUCCAAAGUCAGGUCGUGUUUGGAAAACCCCUAGGACUGGCAGGUACUCGGAGAUAAUGAAAGUGAAGCCACUGAGAUCUUCAUGGAAAAGAAAAGAAGAAGAGCGAAAGGAAAAGAAAGCCAUGAAAUUAUAUGAGAAAGAGUUACAGGAUGCCAGACAGGAGACACUAGAGAAAAAGAGGAAGCGAGCAGAAGAAAAGAAAAAGAGGAAACUGGAGAAUGAGAAGAAAUCGGAAGUGGUACAAACAAUCAAAGACACAAGGAAGAUCAAGAAGAUGAAAAGAAAGCAGUUGAGAAUGAUACAAAAAAGAUAACCUGAACUUUGCAUUUAUUCUGUACAUGUAAAUAUGGCAUUUUAAUAAAGUAUCUAUUAUUUGUUAGUA
Messenger RNA from Lineus longissimus, 490 nucleotides. Its product is annotated as coiled-coil domain-containing protein 86-like. The record is from RefSeq and is a predicted model, not a curated record. Bases 50 to 421 code for a protein of 123 amino acids. Gene Ontology annotation, cellular component: nucleolus. The transcript has 4 exons. Lineage: Eukaryota; Metazoa; Nemertea; Pilidiophora; Heteronemertea; Lineidae.